AUGGCCGCCCCGCCUCCGCCCCCACCCACCGCUGGCGCUCGCCUCAGCGCGCCCAAGCCCGCUUCUGUUCCCGCCAAGAAGACGUGGGCCGAGCUGUUCCCCUACCACUGCGCCGCCCAAUUGGGGGACGUGGCUGGGCUCACGCAGCAGAUCGAUGCCAUGCCGGCCAGCACCCGCACCGCCCAGCUCAGCGCCAGGGACGAGGACGGAUGGACGGCGCUGCACUACAGCAGUUGGUACGGCCACGUGGCAGCGGUCACGUUGCUGCUGGCCGCAGGGGCGGACCCCAACGCCAAGACCGAGAACGGUUCCUCGGUGCUGCACUUUGCCGCGGGCUGUGGGAGGGCCGAGAUCGUGCAGCUCCUGCUCGAUGCAGGCGCCCAGCACAACGUGACCGACGCCGAGAAGCAGACGCCGCUCCAGCUGUGUAACCAGCUCAAGGAGCACGAGUGGGCGCGCGUAGUCGACCUGCUCCAGAAGCAAUGA
Messenger RNA from Acanthamoeba castellanii str. Neff, 486 nucleotides. Its product is annotated as ankyrin repeat protein. Gene Ontology annotation, molecular function: protein binding. The record is from RefSeq and is a predicted model, not a curated record. NCBI's taxonomy places the organism in Eukaryota, Discosea, Longamoebia, Acanthamoebidae. Gene Ontology annotation, cellular component: cytoplasm; nucleus. Bases 1 to 486 code for a protein of 161 amino acids. The transcript has 5 exons.